AUGAAAUCCUGUAAGCAACGAUUAACCAGGCAACUCAAUGAGCUUGCCAGUUUGAUUGUUGAGGCAAAUACAUUCAAGGAACCGUGGCAGUUCCCAACCAAUGUGGAAGAGAUACACCGAUUCACAUUGGCAAACAGAGCAAUAAUCAAAAACCUAAUCAAUCAAAUGAAAGAAAAGGAAGAUCAAAUUAUGACCGAAUACAGCAACCAAGCGCGUGCCUUGGAAACGUUCAAACUGAAUAACACAACAUACGGAGAAAGUCUCGAAAAGGAAUUCGAUUCAUACUGGGAAAAUCGCAAAGCAGACGAAAGUCUUGACAUCAGUGUUUCAACUCGACGAAAGCUGGAAGUGCGAAUCGUGGAGUUUGAAUGUCAAGAGCAAGCUGUUAACAUAACAUCUUCAGAGGUAGCAAGUUCAAGACCACCAAUUCAAGAAACAAAUAAACGAUGUACUUUACUCUUCCAGGCUAUGGAAGAACGUAACCAAGGAAGAGAUCUCAAUCAGACCCACGCACAAAAUAAUCAAACUACUGCUACUACAACGUCCAAUCGGGAUCACCCACAGCCUUGGCGUUAUCCAUACGGCCAUGAACUGCGAGUACCCGAUUUUUACGGAAAACCAGCAGAAUUCGAAUCGUUCUGGGAACUAUUUCAAGAGUUGGUACACAAUCAACCAUAUUCAGAUCUAGAAAAACUAUCCAUUCUGUUAGCAUGUUGCAAAGGCGACGCGGAGCGAACAUUAAGGAUGAUACCGCGCAGCGCCAAAUCCUAUGAAUUAGCUAUUCAACAGCUAAGGGCACAAUAUCAAGAUGAACGUCGCAACAAAACACUGCUCCUACGAAAGCUGCAAACACUUCCAAGAGUGGGCGACGACCCACGUCAACUUCAAAAUACCUACAACGACAUCUUAACGCUGGUUACGGAGAUGCGUAGGCAAGGAGAAGCCGUAGACAGCACCAAUCUACUACAAACGGUCACUAACAAGUUUCCCAAAAGUGUACAAGAAGAAGCAGCAAAGAGGGAGUAUGAUUCAAAUAAGAUAUGGACAAUGGCAGAAUUGUUAGACAACUUAGAUGUCAUUGUAAAACGACGAAUACACAUUAGCUUCAUUCAAGGACGAGAUUCGGAGACAAGCGAAUCGUCCACGCUUCAUAUUCAAACAAAAUCAACGACAGUAAACUGCACUGGAUGCGGAUUAUUACAUAGAUUCAUAGACUGUGUCAGAUACAGAACUCGCAAAGAGAAACUCAACCGACUAUGGCAACUAAUUGCCUGUCUAAUUUGCUUCAGCAAGCGUCAUCAACCUCACGUAUGCAACAAGCCAAAAUGUCAAUAUUGCAAUGGUAAUCACCAUUCUUUGUUAUGCUACAAAAAUGACACUUUUCGCAAUUGGCGUGAGAACGUGACGCAAAGAUCGAGGUCACCAGUAUCAGCUUCUUUUAGAAAGUUUCAAAAUGACCGCCUGUCUCAGCAGAAUCACUUUGUUUCGAGAACAUCAAGAUCACCAAUAUUCAAGCAGAAUCGAUCACCUAGAAGACAAUUUACAUCUCCAUCUCGAAGAUAUCGCGACAACUACCAAAGGAGAUCGCGAAGCGCGUCACCAGCACGGAAAACUAAUUAUGAAGGGAUAAGCACACUACCGACUACCUACAGAAAUAGAAGCAGAAGUUCCAGCAGAUCCUCUCAUAAUUCACCAACCCGCACUUCACCACAAAAAAGAGUCACAUUUAUCAAUUACGCCAGCACUGCGGAAGACGUUUCGGCACAGAAACCUACAGUUGUAGAAACCUUUUCAAAAACAACAGCAAAAGCGAGUCCCAAUGCAAUUCACGAAGAUAAAAUCAUAUCAACGCCAGCUUUCAGCAUUUCAGAUUGUCCUUCGUGUACCAGACUAAUGACAGUGCCAGUAUAUGUACGGAACACUCAGUCAGGAAAGCUGGAGAAUCUAACAGCCUUACUCGACUCAGCUUCAGAUUCUUCGUUCAUUACAACAGAGGUAACCAGAAAACUCAAUUUGCCUUCACUCUCGGAACAAACCAUAGUUGUCUCAACCUUUGGGGGUCACGUAGAAAGAAAGAAAACAACAGUAGUAAAAACAGCGCUUGUCAACAGUUACGGGGAAACCCUAAAUGUCUCGUUACUGACGCAAGAUCACAUCACAGACAAACUCAAAUUUUGUGAUCUUACCAUGGAAGACCUCGCUUUCAUAAGAGGACAACUUCUAAUAGACAAUACUAAGCUCAAGAUCGAUCAUGAUGCAACACAACCAAGUAUCUUGCUCGGAAUUGACUAUUUCAAUGAAAUUUUCAUUGCCAACCAGCCACCAGUAAGGUUACCUUCAGGAUUCUAUUUGAGUCUAACAUUUUUUGGGUACACAAUCUCAGGAAAGCACUCGCAUGCAGGGCCAGGAGCCUACAAUGAGAAAUGUACACUUUUCUUGCAAACGGAAAACAAUUUCGAUUACCCCAAUUCCUACAGUUUAGAGAGUAUGGGAAUUACCAACUCCUUAUCGGAACAAGAAGAAACCGAAAAAAUUAUCGAUAAUUUCUACAAAACUAUAGAAAUUCACAACAAAAAGAUAUUAUACAAUGUGCUACUAACCGCGGACGAACCAAAUGAACUAAUCGAGAAAUACAAACUGAGCAAGAAGCUAUUUCAAAAUAUGGCAAUGAACUUGAGAGAAUAUAUGACCAACGAUGAAGAAUGUAAUGCACUAAUAUCAAAGCCAGAUUUGGCACAGCAUGAAGAGCACAAAAUUUUAGGAAUUCCAUGGAAACCAAAAGCCGAUCAUUUUCUGCUACAAUCAAAACUGCAUUAUAACCCUUGCCCAACAAAACGUAUAGUGUUGAGAGCCACUCAAAGCACAUUCGAUCCAUUAGGAUUGCUUGCGCCAAUACUGCUUCCAGCAAAAUUGUUUUUGCAAGAUUUAUGGGAGCAAAGUUACGAGUGGGACACACCAUUAUCACCAUCGCAUGAUGCUCAAUGGAAAGAAAUAUGUUCACAAGGAGAAAACUUUGAAAUCAACCUUCCAAGACAAAUAGUAAUCCGCCAACCGAAUAUUAAAUAUCAAUUGCAUACAUUUGUCGAUGCUUCUCUGAGAUGUUUUGCGGCGUGCACCUACUUGAGAAUGGUGGAAAGUAAAGAAAAAGUAAUAAGCUCACAGAUCGUGGCCGCACGCAAUCGACUCGCUCCAAAAAAGCUUCAAACAAAGCAAUCGAAUCUCACAAUCCCACGACUGGAACUACUAGCGCUUCAGUUAGGCAUGCAACUAACACGUUUCAUAUGUAGAGAAUUGGACAUACCCAUUGAAGAAGUUCACGUUUUCAGCGACUCUCAAAUAGCUUUACAAUGGAUGAAAAUUCACAAAAAGACAAGCACGUUUAUUGAAAAUCGCGUCACCAUUGUAAAAGAGAUCAUAUCAGAACUUGAAAAGAAUUCAACUUCAUGUCGAUUGGCAUAUAUUCCUACAAACGAGAAUCCUGCAGAUUGCGCAACGCGAGGAGUAACAGCCGAUCAAUUCAGUAAACAUAUGUGGUGGAAAGGACCCGCAUUCUUGAAGCAGGUCCAGCAAACAUGGAAGCAUAUUACAUACUUCCCCGGAGAACCGACGAAAACAACAGAAACGGACUCUGAGGAAAAUCGGAGUUCAGGGCAGAAUUCACAUCAACAACCUAGCAAAACAUCGGUCUUAACGACGACAAAGAAAGGGGAGAACCAAAACAAAGAUUCACUAGUUAUUCAAACGUCAUCUUGGUAUCGAAGCAAAAAAGUCAUGGUACUGGUAUUGAAAUUUCUCAAAACACUCAUAUAUUCAAAAAUAAGUAAGGAAAAACAAAAGUAUCUGCAAAACCACAUACCUGAAAUAGCCUGCAUCACACUUGACCCACCAUUGCAUAUACCAUGUUCCACUGACAUGCGACAGGCUGAAAAACAGCUCAUAAAAAUAACUCAAAGGCAUCAUCCUCAAGCAAUCAAUAAAUACUCUCAUUUGAAUCUGAUUAAAGAUGAGGACGGUGUACUAAGAUGCUAUGGACGCAUACAGCAUUCUAAGUUAUGCAUAGACACAAACAACCCCAUAUUUUUGCCGCCAAACCACACAACCACAGAGCAAAUUGCACGUGAAUUCCACGAAAAUGUUGGUCAUCAGGGGCACAAACCACUGCGCGAGCAAGUUUUCAGACGCCAGGCCGCGCCAGACGGUUUUGGAAUGCGUUUCAGAGGAGGAUCUAACUGGCGAGCCAUGAGUCACGCUUGGCCGGCUAAGUGCCCGUGA
This is a messenger RNA of Cylicocyclus nassatus, 4272 nucleotides long. Lineage: Eukaryota; Metazoa; Nematoda; Chromadorea; Rhabditida; Strongylidae. The record is from the annotation of a GenBank genome assembly.